CGCCCGCUGAUCCCGCGGCCGCCGCGACCGACGACCGGACGACCGAAGGCCUCGUGAUCGCGUCCGUCCUCCGAAUGCGGCGGCGUUCCUGAGCUCGGAACAGGAAGCGGAGAGGAGGCCGAGUCGCCCGCCGGAGGCUCGCGGUUCCGGCUCCGAGUGAGGAGGUGGUCCUGUACGUAUUGCAUUGAUGGUCUGCUCAAUCAGAAGCUGAGUUCGCACGGUCGAAACCGGUUGUUGUUUUGACCAAAGAAAGCAACCUAAAGAGUACCGAGCUACUUGAAGGUAGAGCGCCAAGGGGAAGGAAGGAGAGAGUAAAUAUGAUACUGAUGAGGAGAAGACUGGCUUGCUGCACUCGAGACAGAGAAGUUAGCCUCGACUUCGAUGAACAAGAGAAAAAUAAACUUUACUUGGCUAAUUUCAGAGAUAAUGACCUACAAUGGCCUUGAGAGUUGCAUACUCAACAAUCACUCUUGUGAAAUCGAGAGCCAAACAAGCAGGGGAGAUGGAUGUCCAACUGACUCUUUGGAUGAAGAUGAUUCAAGUUUUUCUUCUAGUAAGGAUGGUUUUGGAUCGUUCUCCUCAAAAUGGUUAUCUAUGAAAAGGGAUGACCGAGAAGUGGAGGAAUGGGCAGUCCCUGACUGUCCCCAGCACUUCUAUGUGAAGGAAAAGCCAGCUUAUUCUAUCCAGUUUUCUGAUGUGGAGACAAUGAAGGAAAAGUUUGCCAAGCUAUUACUGGGAGAAGAUGUUUCUGGAGGGCGCAACGGCCAUAGCACAGCUCUUGCCUUGUCCAAUGCAAUCACAAAUCUGGCAGCAUCGAUUUUUGGGGAGCUGUGGAAGCUGGAACCACUGCCUGAAGAAAGGAAGAGCAAAUGGCGGAGAGAAAUGGAUUGGUUGGUGUCCCCUACUAACUAUAUGGUUGAGUUGGUCCCAGCCAAGCAAAAUGGUGCCAAUGGCCACACUAUGGAGAUAAUGACCCCCAAAGCCCGUGCAGACAUCCAUGUCAAUCUUCCAGCACUUCAAAAGUUGGACUCUAUGCUUAUUGAAACACUUGAUUCCAUGGUAAAUACUGAGUUCUGGUAUGCAGAAGGAGGUAGUCGAGCAGAAGGAAGGAAUAAAAGUGAAAGGCAAAGCAAGAGAUGGUGGCUUCCAUCACCGCAGGUUCCAAGUACUGGUAUUUCUGAUAACGGAAGGAAGAAACUGAUUUGUCAGGGGAGGUUGGUGCAUCAAGUUCUCAAGGCUGCAAAAUCCAUCAACGAGAAUGUUCUGCUUGAGAUGCCAGUGCCGACCAUCAUCAGGGAUGCACUUCCUAAGUCUGGAAAGGCUAGCCUGGGGGAUGCUCUAGACAAGGUGUUAUCGGCAGAGACAACCUCAACUGGGGACAUCUUUACAUCCCUGAGUCUGAAAUCAGAGCAUGAUGCUCUUGAGUGCAUUAAUAGAUUGGAAGCUGCUGCACUCUCUUGGAAAGAGAAGAUCGCAGAACAAGUGAAUGGCAAAUCACCAACCAGAACAUCAUGGUCAUUCAUCAAGGACCCAAUAUCCGAGCUGGAUAAGACACAGUGGUUGUUGGAUCGGGCAGAGUCUUUGAUUCAGAUUCUCAAGACUAAAUAUCCAAACCUUCCCAACACAUUCCUUGACGUCACCAAAAUUCAAUAUGGCAAGGAUGUCGGGCAUUCGAUACUGGAAGCAUAUUCUCGCGCUCUGAGAAACGUUGCUUUCAGCAUCCUAUCCAGAAUACAAGACAUACUGCAAGAAGAUUCCCUGAGCAACCCCAAUUCGCCGGCCGUCUCUCCCUGCUUCUCGGCACUGAGCUUCGCCAGUGUUCCCGUCAGUCCGGUAAUCAGCCAUCGGGUGAGGCACUCGCUGAUUGAUCGGAUGAAUAGGGCCGACGCUCGACGCAGCGACUCGUCCGCGAUCAGCACCUCCGACCUGGAGACUUCGUUCAGCGAACGCAAGACGAGCUCCGUCAUGGCGACACCCUCUAGGAACCGCGUAUGGUGCAUCAGGAGGGAGGCUUGUAGCACCGUAUCUCCGACAAGCUCCCCUUGAUCGGUGACUCGCGGUUUUGUUUUGUAAAUCAUAGUAACGUGUAAGGUUAGUGAGAAAUCGAUAAUUUUUGUUCUGCCCCCC
This is a messenger RNA of Syzygium oleosum, 2127 nucleotides long. RefSeq names its product rop guanine nucleotide exchange factor 14. Gene Ontology annotation, molecular function: guanyl-nucleotide exchange factor activity. NCBI's taxonomy places the organism in Eukaryota, Viridiplantae, Streptophyta, Magnoliopsida, Myrtales, Myrtaceae. The transcript is spliced from 8 exons. The record is from RefSeq and is a predicted model, not a curated record. The coding region runs from base 382 to 2046 and encodes 554 amino acids.